This is a messenger RNA of Schistosoma curassoni, 771 nucleotides long. The record is from the annotation of a GenBank genome assembly. Lineage: Eukaryota; Metazoa; Platyhelminthes; Trematoda; Strigeidida; Schistosomatidae.
AUGAUGCAUGGGAAGGAGCCGAGCUUUGAAGAAUUUGUGGUCUUUGUAGAAGAGAAAGCCAGAAUUGCCCAAACCCGUUAUGGUAGAUUAGUACAGUGUAACUCAAGGUUCGGUAAAAGGAAUUCUGAAGGCCAAGCUGAUAGGAGAUCACGCUUUCAUGCAAUUAGACGAGACCCAAAUAACUCAGUCAAGGUAACACGUGAAAUCUGCGUAGGUGAUCAUGAGGCGACAGAUUGUCCAAGGUUAGCAAAAAUGAAUGUAAAAGAAAGGAGGCAGGAGGUAAGAAAACGUGGUCUAUGCUACUUAUGUUUGAGGAAAGGUCACAUAGCUAUGACAUGCAACUCAGGCAUCAAGUGCGACGUUGAGAAUUGCAAGGUUAGGCAUAAUUCAUUAUUGCAUAUUGAUAGUAUUGAUAACCAUGUGGUGAACCUAGCUAAGGAUUGGAACUCCUCAAAGGUUUGUUUGGGGAUCGUUCAGUUCAGACUAUACGGUCCCAAAGGAUGUUUGGAAACAUAUGCACUUCCAGAUAGUGGUUCGGACACUUCUCUUGUAUGUGAAGAAUUAAUUAAUCAGAUGGGUAUCAAAGGUGAAGAGACUUCGAUAAAGGUGGCGACUGUGAACGGAACUACUAAUUGUGAAUGUUUGGAGGUAAAUUUAGAGGUAUUUUCAUUAGAUGAACGGGGUUCUAUAAGGAUCAACAAAGUUUACACGACCAAGAAACUUCCGAUCGAUCAUGCAGCACCUUUAACCGAACUCCAACUGAAACGGUAG